Messenger RNA from Nylanderia fulva, 1314 nucleotides. The record is from RefSeq and is a predicted model, not a curated record. Lineage: Eukaryota; Metazoa; Arthropoda; Insecta; Hymenoptera; Formicidae.
AUGAGAGUCGCACCUGCAAGGUCGAUCGGGGGUAAACCUGUAUAUCUGCCGCAUCACGGAGUAAUAAAGGGGACCGGUCCAUGCGCGAAGUUACGCGUGGUUUUCGAUGCCUCGUGCAAAACCAGCACGGGAGUUUCGCUUAAUGAGGCUUUGCGAAUAGGUCCGGUGAUUCAACAAGAAUUGAUAACAAUAUUAAUGCGUUUUCGAACAUUCGUAUAUGUCUUCGUGGCGGACAUAAUCAAAAUGUAUCGCCAGAUACUGCUGCACGAAUCGCAGACGCAUCUGCACAGGAUAGUGUGGCGAGAGGACUCGGGGGCGCCGAUCGGCGAAUACGAAUUGCUGACGGUCACGUACGGUACGAGUUCGGCGUCGUUCCUGGCCACCAGGUGCCUUCAGCACCUGGCACAAAAACAUGCGGACGAAUUCGCGAUCAGGUCGGGAUGCGUGCUCCGGGAUUUUUACGUCGACGACCUGCUCACCGGCGCUAACACCCUGUCGGAGGUGAGGCGCGUACGCAAGGAGACGGUUGCGCUACUGAAGCGCGGAAAGUUCGAGCUCGGCAGGUGGGCAUCAAACUGCCGAGAAUUAUUGAAGGACGUGGAGGGCGCGACGGAUGCGAGCGUGUCUCUGGGCGGGGACUCGAGCUCUAAGAUCCUGGGAAUUGCGUGGGAUCCCGUUAUCGAUAGUUUUAAAUUCGAUUAUGAGAGCGGAUCGCCUGCCAAUUGCAUAACCAAGCGAACAAUUUUAUCUGAGAUCGCGAGCCUUUUCGAUCCGUUGGGGCUGCUGGGGCCAUUGACGGUAGUAGCAAAAUUAAUUCUGCAAGACACAUGGCAGACGCAGAUCGGAUGGGAUGAGUCGCUGCCGCAGGACAUACAUACGCGUUGGCUGGGAGUAAAACAGCAAUUGACGAAUCUCGGUGAGUUACGCGUGCCGCGUUUCGUGGGCCGCGUGAUCGAUGCCGGGGGUGUGCAGCUGCACGGCUUUUGCGACGCGAGCGAGCGUGCUUAUGGUGCGUGCGUGUACGUGAGAGCGUACAACUCCGGAGAAUGCCGAGUGCGGUUAUUGGUCUCAAAAUCGCGAGUCGCGCCUAUGAGGGCAAUAUCAUUACCGCGCUUAGAGCUGAGCGCGGCGCUACUGUUGGCCAAAUUGAUAGAAAAGGUUCGAGAGUCGGUCGGACUUCCCGCCGCGGGGGUGGUUCUGUGGUCGGACUCCACCAUUACAUUACAAUGGAUUCAGUCUUUGUCGCGAAAAUGGAGCGCGUUCGUCGCGAAUCGAGUCGGGGAGAUACAGCGCUUGACCGAGGGCGCGGAUUGA